AUGGCUCCUGAUAUGUAUCACGUUGAUCGCAAGUCGCUCUACACGAGCCUUGAAGCUAGGAUUGACUACCUGCACAAGUUUCUCGACUGGGAUGACCGAGACAUCGAGGCUCUCGCGUAUGGAGCCCAGCACAUCCAAAAUCUCAUCCCCGCCGUCGUUCACAUCAUCUACCACAAGCUCUCCGAGUUUGACAUUACAGCCCGCGCCUUCGAGGUCCGAAACACAAGCUCAGAGUCGCCUUCCAAGGAUGAGCUUAGUUCAGACAGCUCUCUGCUGAUGGAGCGGCAAAACUUCUUGAAUUCGUACCUCACCAAGAUGUCGCAACUCAGCAAGGGCUCGUCCGAUCAGUCCAAGAUGGCGUUUUGGGAGUAUCUCGACAGUGUUGGUGCUAUGCAUGUCGGCUUGCAAAAAAGCAGAGAGCUCCGCAUCGACUACAUCCACAUCAGUCUCACUCUCAGUCUGAUACAGAGCGUCAUGUCACAGGCCAUCCUUGACCACAGCUCGAUUCCGAUUUCCAGGAGGGCCGCCAUCGUCAAGUCAUUUAGCAAAGUCAUCUGGAUACAGAAUGAUCUGUUUGCUAGGUGGUAUGUCCGCGACGGGGAGGAGUUUCCGGAUAAUCCUGCUGUCGCCAGGAUACAGGUGCCUCGGGGAAAUGGUACUGCCGGUGUUGCGGCCACUACGCCUGGCACAGCACCUGCUGCUGUGCCUGCGCCCGCCGGGCCUUCUGCUUGUCCCUUUAGUGGCAUGUCAAAAGAGAUGGGGCUCAAGGUGGGACAUUGA
This is a messenger RNA of Fusarium keratoplasticum, 780 nucleotides long. RefSeq names its product Protoglobin domain-containing protein. Bases 1 to 780 code for a protein of 259 amino acids. The record is from RefSeq and is a predicted model, not a curated record. The transcript is spliced from 3 exons. Gene Ontology annotation, molecular function: heme binding; oxygen binding. Lineage: Eukaryota; Fungi; Ascomycota; Sordariomycetes; Hypocreales; Nectriaceae.